CUGAGUUUGCAGUUGAGGUGGUCAUUUUGCCUUUUGCCCAGUCGAUGACGAGCAGCAGCAACGUGCACCUGACGCCAGGGGCCAUGUCCCUCAAGAGUCCCAACCUCUUCCAGUACGAAGCCGAGAAGAAGAGCUACGAGUUCUUCUACCCGUCGCCGCACUCGGCCGCGCGCCGAGCGACCGCGAAGAGCUCCAUCAUGAACCUCGUCACGACCUUGAUUGGCGGCGGCGUGCUCUUGCUGCCGUACACGAUCGCGCGCUCCGGCAUCGUCCUCGGCUGCAUCAUGAUGUUCUUCUGCGCCAUGGGCUCGAGCUUCACGUCGUACAUCCUCGUGAGCUGCUCACGCCGGUCAGGCGCGCAGUCGUACGAAGAGAUCGCCAAGAACGCGUUCGGGAAGCGCAUGCAGGUCUUUACGAUGGUGCUGCUCAUCCUCCUCAUCUUCCUCGCGUUUGUCGGGUAUGUGAUUCUCGUUCGGGACAUUGCCGGGUCGCUCGCGUCCCAGUUCAUCUUUGGCCGCACGCUCUCGGUCCACGACAUGAACCUCGUCGCGAUGGGCCUCAUUGGUCUCGUCUCGCCGCUCCUCUUCCUCCAGAGCAUGAACUCGCUCCGGUACACGUCCAUUCUCGGCCUCUGCACGGUCGGCGUCUUUGCGAUUGGCAUCUUUUACCGGUCGAUCGAGAAGAUCAACUCGCCCGCGUUUGACGCCUCGACGCUCAAGUACGCGGCCGACAACGUCGAAGAUCCCAUGUACGCGCUGCCCAUUGUCAUCUCGUCCUUCUUGUGCCACUUCAACGUGCUGCCCGUGUACGGCGAGCUCCACAAGCCGACGCGCCGCCGUCUCAAGCGCGUGGUUGUCACGACCGUCUUCUCGACCUCGUUUUUCUACAUGGUCAUCGGGACGCUGGGCUACAUUUACGCGUACGAGCAGGUCGGCGGCGUCCAAGGCGACAUCCUCAACAACUUUGACCAAGACGACGUGGUCAUGAACAUUGGCCGGUGCGGCAUUCUGACGACGAUCUGCUUUUCGCUGCCGCUGCUGAUUUUGCCGUGCCGCCGGACCCUCUACCGCCUCAUUCAAGUCGCGCGCGAGUCGGUCAACGAGCACAACGAGAACCAGCCGCUGCUUUCAACGCCGGCCGACGACACGACUGAGAAGCCGAUCCCGCUCCUGCCGCAUGUCACGAUGACCCUUGUGCUGGUCGCGAUGGCCUUUUACUUGGCGUUCUCGCUGCCUGGCGUCGCGGUCGUCUGGAACAUCAUGGGCUCGACGGUCGGCAUCCUCAUCUCGUAUGUGCUGCCGAGCGUCUGCUACAUCCGCAUCCGGUCCGAGAAGCCCAACUCGGACUGGCGCAAGCGCGGCGCGUGGAUCCUCCUCAUCGUUUCCGGCUCGCUCUUUGUCUACUGCUCGACGACGGCCAUCUACAAGGUCACUUUGCUCAUCUUUAGCUAAUCGCACAAGUCGACUAAACUACUACGAAUUACACUAACUUUGCACUCGCGUC
This is a messenger RNA of Saprolegnia parasitica CBS 223.65, 1503 nucleotides long. RefSeq lists its product as hypothetical. Gene Ontology annotation, molecular function: amino acid transmembrane transporter activity. Gene Ontology annotation, biological process: amino acid transmembrane transport. NCBI's taxonomy places the organism in Eukaryota, Oomycota, Saprolegniomycetes, Saprolegniales, Saprolegniaceae. The record is from RefSeq and is a predicted model, not a curated record. The transcript has a single exon. The coding region runs from base 45 to 1451 and encodes 468 amino acids.